CGCCUUGAAAACAACUUUGGGAUCUCUGGAAGGGGGAAUCAGCAGAGCGUCUUCCGCCCAUCUGGAUUUCCGCACCCCAGAGAUGGCGGCCUUGAGCGAGCCAUGAUAAAAUACCGCUUUUGAAGAGGCUGCGGGACUCGGUUGCCCUUGAGGAAUCCGGCUGCUCCACUUCUCCCACAGAGCCUCUUCGGGCUGGGGUGCACAAUUUAAAGGAGAGAAUGCCGUUGGUCAACGGGCUGGUUCCCUCUCGGUUCCUGACCCUCACAGCUCAUCUGGUCAUUGUCAUCACCAUCUUCUGGUCCAGGGAAAACAAUGUCCGAGCUUCCCUCCCUCUUCAGUGUACCCAGGCGGAAUAUGACAGCCGAGACACCGAGAUGGUGGUGGCCCUGUCAGUAACCCUCGGGCUGUUUGUGGUGGAGCUGGCUGGCUUUCUCUCCGGGGUGUCCAUGUUCAGCAAUGUGCAAGGCCUCCUCUGUAUCCUUUCCAAAGAGCACGGGGAUCAGCCAAGGGGAAGCAGAGGGGGUGGGGUGCGGGGAGAGAACCCCCGUGAAAAGCAGCUUGGGAAGUUACUUGCAGGGGAGGAGAGCUGA
This is a messenger RNA of Candoia aspera, 590 nucleotides long. It is a transcript of the gene TMEM107, whose product is annotated as transmembrane protein 107. Gene Ontology annotation, cellular component: MKS complex. The coding region runs from base 219 to 590 and encodes 123 amino acids. Gene Ontology annotation, biological process: protein localization to ciliary transition zone; non-motile cilium assembly. NCBI's taxonomy places the organism in Eukaryota, Metazoa, Chordata, Lepidosauria, Squamata, Candoiidae. The transcript has 4 exons. The record is from RefSeq and is a predicted model, not a curated record.